Copidosoma floridanum is the source of this 1205-nucleotide messenger RNA. It is a transcript of the gene Pex11c, whose product is annotated as peroxisomal biogenesis factor 11c. Gene Ontology annotation, cellular component: peroxisomal membrane. The record is from RefSeq and is a predicted model, not a curated record. Gene Ontology annotation, biological process: peroxisome fission. Lineage: Eukaryota; Metazoa; Arthropoda; Insecta; Hymenoptera; Encyrtidae.
CACGUGUUGAUGUGCCAGACUUUUAGCAGCGUUUAGUGUGCAAGAAGAGAGUGCUUUUUUUACGACGUGUAUUCUAGCUGUGUGUCUGUUUAAUUGGUUAAGUUUAAGGUACUUUAAAUAGUAUAAAUACUUAAUAGUAAAUAGUGCUUGGCAUCGAUGUAUGUGAGUCGUGAAGUACGUUACUCACGUUAAAUGUUAUUAGGUCUACAGUUAAUAUUUAAUCAUCACGAAUUAUUAUUCAAUUUACUCGUAUAGUGUAAAAAAGUGCAAAACAACGUGAAUCUCUUUAACAUUUUACAAAAAAGCUCACAUGAUCUCUUUCCAUUAAAAUAUUUUGUGAUAUAUUAUUACCGUCAUUGUUGUGAUUUUUUUAUCAAUCGUUUAUCCAUCGUUCAAGUGAUUUGAGGCGUUUUAUAAAUAUACUUGUCUAGUUGCCAAUGAAAGUACUUAUCUGAGCAAAAAUGAGCAUCGAGGUGAUAUCCGAGUACUUGGACAGCUAUGAAGGUCGAGACAAGUUUCUUAGGACACUUUCCUAUGCUGCUAAACUGGCAUCAGGCUUUCCAGCCUCCAAUCAAACUUCUGAGAAAUUUAAGUGUUUCAGCAGUAAAAUGAGUGGUGCUAGAGUCAUUUUGAGACUUUUGGAUGACAUUCCAAACAUACAUCAUGCCAUGACUUAUGGAUGGGGGCAAAAAGAGCCUGAUUGGUUCAUCAGAACUAUUGAGUUGGUUAAAAUAGCUGUGGAUACUUUUUAUGGGCCAGUGGAGCAUUUAUGUUGGGCUGGGGAAAACAAACUUAUACCCCUGGAUACAGAGAAGUGGGGCAAUGCUACAGUGUGGUUUUGGAUAGCUUCGCUCUACUUGUCUUUAAUGAAAACACUGAGAAGAUAUAAACUACUUAAAAAGCAAGAAUUUAGUUUUAGAAAACAAGGACUUGAUCCAAGAUUUAAUAAAGCCAAACUCAACAGCCAGCAGAACAACGAACUGCUUAUUUGUUUAAGGUUACUACUCGACUUGAGCUAUGCAGUGAGUUACCUUCCAGCUGGAACACUAUGGGGAGGAAAGUUUUCAGCUUGGCAAGUUGGUGCCUUAGGUACUAUUUCAUCUUUUAUAGGAGUAUAUCAAGCUUUAUCAAAAAGAAUGAUGCAGAAAAAAAAUAGUUGAUUUAGUUUAAGAAGAUAAGAGAAACAAAAAAAAUUGGUUGAGGAA